Molecule: messenger RNA, 2115 nt
Organism: Penicillium arizonense
Lineage: Eukaryota; Fungi; Ascomycota; Eurotiomycetes; Eurotiales; Aspergillaceae
Exons: 8
Coding region: 1-2115 (704 amino acids)
Biological process (GO): transmembrane transport
Cellular component (GO): membrane
Molecular function (GO): hydrolase activity; transmembrane transporter activity
Source: RefSeq, a predicted model, not a curated record
AUGGGAGAAAAGGACAUGGAAAUGAAGACCCCCGACACCAUCUCCGAACAACAUCCGGGCCACGAUGUUGCUUCGGGUGAAGUGUGGUGCCUCCAGCUCGACAAGCCUUUCAGUCUCUGGAGCACAUUGGGGAUAUCUUUCUCCGUCACGUCCACGCCCUUGGCCGUCGGCACCUACCUCUCCGUUGUUAUCGGUGUAGGAGGCAGCCCUGUAUUUUUCUAUGGGUACAUUCUUGCAGUAUGUCUAGAUAUGUGCAUCUGUGCCUCCCUGGCAGAAAUGGCAGCGCAGUAUCCGCACUCUUCAGGGCAAAUUUAUUGGACCGCAAAGUUGGCUCCUCGUGGGCACGGGCGUGGCCUCAGUUACUUGGUCGGUUGGCUCACAGCGGCGGGCUACUUCUUCUGGACUUCUGCCGCACUCCUUAUCUCAUCGCAAUUGAUCUGGGCCCUCGUACAGAUAUGCCACCCCACCUUUAUCACGUUGCCAUGGCACUUUUACGUAGGGUACUUCGCUGUCGGCGUCUUUACCCUGUUCCCUAAUAUCCCCUUCUUCAAAUGGUACCCUCAAUUUCUCAAGGGGCUGGUGAUCUAUAUCAAUGCUGGUGCUCUUUUCGUCCUUAUCGUCCUCCUGGUCCGUGCGAAACCCAAGCAAAGCUCCGAUUAUGUUUUCAAAGCGUUUGUCAAUCAGACCGGUUGGUCGUCUAACGGCGUCGUCUUCUUCCUCGGUCUCCUUCCUGGACUCACGGCGGUCAACGGCUUUGACAGCGCGGCACACAUGGCCGAAGAACUCCCAAGGCCAGAACGUCAGGUUCCGCAGGUCAUGUUCAUCAGUGCCCUGGCGAGCGCUGCUAGUGGACUACCGAUGAUUCUGGUAUAUAUGUUCUGCAUCACAAAACCAGACAAUCUGCUCAAUCCUGUCGGCGGCCAACCGGUAAUCCAAUUAAUGGUCGACUCUCUCGAAUCCUUCCCUUUGACUAUAGUCGGUUCUUUAGUCUUCAUCACAUGCUUCCUCUGCGCUAGCGUCACAAUGAUGACGACCUUUAGCCGUAUCUGGUGGUCUCUCGCCCGCGACGGCGGCGUCCCUUUCUCUCCCUUCAUGGCCCGAAUCAGCGGUCGCUGGAAGGUACCGGUUAAUAGUGUCUGUUUUUCCGCUUUCGCCUGCAUCCUCAUCGGGCUGCUGAAGCUCGGCUCCGCGACGGCCCUUAACGCAAUCCUAGGGACCGCAGUCCUCUGCAUUUUCGCUUCGUACGGUAUUCCUAUUCUUUGCUCCCUGAUCGGGAAACGCACUGGCUUCUCUACCGCUCAUUAUUUUAAUCUGGGUCAUAUGUUCGAGGAACGUGCUACCGAUUCGGGACUUCGUGUUCGAGUGUUCACGCCAGAAGUAGCUACUCAGGACCCACUGCCAGUCGGUGUUUACUUCCACAGCGGAGGUUGGGCUUCUGGAAACAUCGAAGCGGAAGAGGCAACAUGCAUUCACGUUGCGGUUCAGGUCCCCUCCAUUAUAAUCGCGGUAGCCUACCGUCUUGCUCCUGAAUUCAAAGCCCCAGCUGCGCACAAUGAUGCUGUAGACGCACUCAUUUGGGCAUGGAAGAAUGUUUCUGGUCUGGGUGGAGACCGAACAAGACUAUUUACAAUAGGAGGUUCUGCAGGAGGAAACUUGGCUAUUUCCGUCGUGUUGAAAACCCUCGAUCAAGAGAUAAAUGUCACUGGCAUCGUUGCAAUCGUACCCGUCACCGUGCAUCCAGACGGUGUGCCUUCAAAGCACAGAUCUGCGUACAAAUCCUACGCAGAAUCCGUAGCGACACCAGUUAUUAACAGGACUUCCAUGGAUAUAUUCUUUGAAAAUUAUGGUGCAGCGCCAACAGAUCCAUCUAUUUUUCUAUUGUGCAAUCCAAGAAUCGGAGAACUACCGCCUACGUAUCUUGUUUCAUGUACGGCGGACCCUCUAAGAGACGAUGCCAGGCUCUUCAAGCAGGAACUGGACAACCACAAGGUGCCGAAUAAGAUAACCGAAUAUGAAGGGAUGCCGCACUAUUUCUGGAUAUUUCCCCAGCUGAAGCAGCGUGCGCAAUUUUUGGAAGAUUUGGUCAAUGGUAUUUGGUUUAUACUUGGCCAAUAG